UACGCAACGCAGUUCGUCAUGACUUGAAGAGAAUCACGACGGGAUUUCUGUAGUGACGUGAAAUUUAGGCUAGAUGCAAUUAGACAUGGCUUCUGUGCUGCAUAUGUACCAGCAGCUGUGGCAUAUAGCCGCUUACUGAAAGCACUUUUCCCACCAUUUUUUCUUUAUUUUUCUUUGCACAUUUCCAUCCAAAGCAAGACUGCACCUGAACUUCCUCUCGCACUACAUUUCCCCAGUGAAGUAAGAAGCGUCGCUCUGUGUGUGUGUCUGUGUGUGUGUGUGUGUGUGUGGAAGCGCUGACAGAGUGCGCCGGUGAAGUCAGUGAAGUGUUUGCGGAUUUCUGUGGGAAGACGCUGCUUUUUCGUGCACCUGUGGACGCCUGCAGAGAGAGAGAGCGCGCCGUGGACGCCUUUGGUGUGCUUCUCCCACAAACCUUUUGAUUUCUUUAGGGGGCUUUUUCUGCAGCAUAACGCGUCCGUCGGAUGCACGGCUGGAUUUUGAGCAGUCGGAGAGCUCUGGUCAGCUUCAGCACCACAUCAGCUUUGAACAGCUCCGGGUCGUCGCGUGUGGAUGGGCUCUGUCGGUCUCCGUGUCUCCUGCAGCUCCUAACUACCGGCAACAAUGGCAGCACACGGUUUCUGGUCUCUUGGCGGAGAUAAUGCGGGGGCCAGUACCGGGAGUCAGAGCCCCAGUACGCCCAGGGCUUGGUGCCAAGCGGCGGCCCAGAAAUUCUCCGGAGGAAUUGGAUCGAAAUUAUGUGCGCUGCUCAAUGUCGGGGAAGUGGAGAAACCCGCCGAUCCGGCCGCCAAGCAGCCGCCACAGACAGAAGCUGCAGGCACCUGCGGCUGCAACAAAUCCUGCAACUGCACCAAAGCUGCUGUGGUCUUCUCCGACCUCUAUUCAACAGACCUGUUACCUGCCAUGGACGGUGACACCAAAACAAUGACCUUCCUGCAGGAAGUUGUGGAUAUUUUAAUGGCCUACAUCGUGGAGUCUUUCGACCGGGAAACGAAAGUUAUUGAUUUUCAUUAUCCAAACGAGCUGCUUCAGAUGAACAACUGGGAGCUGCAGGACGAGCCGGCGACUCUGGAUGAUAUCUUGAUCAGCUGUCGCGCUACCCUCAAAUACGCCAUCAAAACCGCCCACCCCAGGUACUUCAAUCAGCUCUCUACAGGAUUAGACAUGGUUGGACUGGCAGCCGAUUGGCUAACAUCCACUGCCAACACCAAUAUGUUCACCUAUGAGGUGGCUCCUGUCUUUGUGCUGCUGGAAUACGUCACUCUGAAGAAGAUGAGGGAGAUCAUUGGCUGGCCGGACGGGCGAGGAGAUGGCAUUUUCUCUCCUGGUGGUGCUAUUUCUAAUAUGUAUGCCAUGCUGCUGGCCCGCUUCAAGAUGUUUCCUGAAGUGAAGGAGAAAGGAAUGUCAUCUGUUCCCAGACUGGCGGCCUUCACAUCCGAACAUAGCCAUUUUUCAAUCAAAAAAGGUGCAGCAGCUCUUGGCAUCGGGACAGAAAGUGUGAUCUGCAUCAAAGCAGACGAAAGUGGUAAAAUGAUCCCAGCUGACCUUGAGAGGAGAAUACUGGAGGCCAAACAGAAGGGUUUUGUACCUUUCUUUGUAAGUGCAACAGCUGGAACAACAGUAUACGGAGCCUUUGACCCUCUCAUCGCCAUUUCUGACAUCUGCAAAAAGUACAACGUCUGGAUGCAUGUGGAUGGUGCGUGGGGAGGAAGCCUCCUCAUGUCCAGGAGACACAGGUGGAAGCUGGACGGAGUCGAUAGGGCCAAUUCAGUUACAUGGAACCCCCACAAGAUGAUGUCAGUCCCUCUGCAGUGUUCAGCCCUGCUGGUCAGAGAGGAGGGUCUGAUGCAGAACUGCAACCAGAUGCACGCCUGCUACCUGUUCCAGCAAGACAAACAUUACGACCUUUCAUAUGACACCGGAGACAAAGCGCUGCAGUGUGGACGCCAUGUCGACAUCUUCAAGCUGUGGCUCAUGUGGAGAGCUAAGGGAACUAUUGGAUUCGAGGCUCAGAUUGACAAGUGCUUGGAGCUGUCGGAGUACCUCUACAACAAGAUCAAAGACAGAGAAGGAUACGAGAUGGUCUUUGAUGGAAAACCUCAGCACACCAACGUCUGCUUCUGGUACCUCCCUCCUGGGAUCCGCUACAUGGAGGACAAAGAGGAGAGAAAGAAACACUUGCACAAGGUGGCUCCAGUGAUAAAGGCCAGGAUGAUGGAGUACGGGACAACCAUGGUCAGCUACCAACCACAAGGGGACAAAGUCAACUUUUUCCGCAUGGUAAUCUCAAAUCCCGCUGCUACCUUCGAGGACAUCGACUUUCUUAUUGAGGAGAUUGAACGACUCGGCCAAGAUCUAUAAGACUCAUCUCACCAAAUCCCUCUGUACUUUUCCCCUUGACGGAUGAAUUGUUUGUCGUGAAUGUACUGGUAAACUUUUUCUUUUCGCUCUCUUUCCUCCAAAGUCACAUAUUUAAGAGUAUAUUUGAGAAAAAAGAUAUAGAGAUAUAUCCGUAUAUUAUGUAUUGUAGCUUUGCCGUGGACUGACUUGGUCCAAAGCUAUGUAAAAGUGCUUCUGUCUGCCAUUCCUAUAGUGUAGUAGAUCCCAGAGUAGUGUACGUGAUGUAACUUUAUAUGUACUUUUUGUGAUAUGAAAUGCUUGUGCAACAGGUCGAUGAGGAAGAGUUUAUUUUUCAAUCAUUUCCCAUUUGCCGAGUAUGUUGUUAAGUGCCAAACGUGGUUGUGUUCUAUUGUAACUUUACACUUUAAACUUCUGGUUUAAAAACUAAAAAAGCACUUCACCUUACCUCAGCUUAAUCAACUGCCUUUACAUCUGCGCAUAGUACUACCACAUAGUGAUUCUGGACAAUAUUCUCUUGACUGGUGAUGUAAAACAGUACCAGCACACAUUAAAUAAUACCCCAACCAGAACAGGCCAUCAUAAGGAUUUGGAAAUAUGUACAAAAGAAGGCAAGGAAACAAUUUCCAUCCAAAUUACACAACAGCAAAGUCAAUUUAAAGCGUUUAUGAGGGCGUGUUGGUCCAUCAUGCAUCACCUCGGCCUUUGAUAGUUUGGUCUGCAGCUUAUGAUUCUUAACCUAAUAUUGUUGCUUAUUAUGUCUAACUAUUUCUACUAUUUUUACACGCACUUCUUUCUAGUGUACUUAAGGUGGUAAAGGCUUGUUGAACCCAUUUUGUUUGAUGUCACCAGCUACAUGCACAUGCACUAGAUACCAUUUCCAACCAGGCUGCAUAUUUAGCUGUGCUGAGUGUGCUUUACAUGUUAUAGUGAUAAUCUAAAAUGCCAAUAACUAAAACACUUCAGCGGUAACGUAAAAUUAUAAUCCUUGAGAUUUGAUUUUUUUCAAACUCUUUUUACUACGAUUAAUGGCCAACAUGGCCAACACAACAUUUGUUUUAAUAGCCAUUCAGUGUGUUUUGGAAUUUUUAACUGCCUCUCUUCAUAUUCAUUUAAAGUGGCGGAGUCCGCCUUUUUCUGCUCAGAAUAGUAGGGAAUUUUUUAUUUGACCUUAUUGAUAAAUUCUGAUAAUGCAAAGUAUCGUGUUGGAGAACUUGUGGCACAAAGAUUAAUUCAUAACCUUGUUUUUUUUGGUAAUGAUUGUGUAGCGGAAGCAAAGCUGGAUUACAAACUGGGCAAAGUGGGCACCUGCCAAUGGGCCACCAAGUAAUUUGAUUAACUGCUAAUUUGCCAAACUGAAAAACAAUUUCAACAGACCCAGCAUUGUUAUAACUUUGUCUUCUAAAGGGACCCUGUGCCAAAGUCUAGUAGACCACUGCCCACUGAUUAAUCCAGCUUUGAUGGGAAGAUGCUUUUCUGGGCCAGUUGGCAUCACAUGACCUGCAGUGCCGACUGUGACCACUACUCCAAAAGCACAACAUUGUUCCCGUUGUCAUUUUAAAUGGAAAUCUGGGACCAGUAUUAUGAAAACCAGGACUAAAAUUCUAAGGAUUAUAACUUUAAAGAUGUAAAUCUCUCAUCUACAGUAUCAUAAUGAGAGAAACCAUUUGUCAGUGGCGAUUUUGGAUGAGCACUUAAUGAAAGAUCGAGGAUCAGGGCAAUAAUGGUGUUUUUGUCUGAAUAGAGAAACUUCACCAGAUUUGCAGCUACUGUAUACCUGACAUCACUUGCACUAAAUCAUCAAGGGAGGAGGAGUAUCCCUUAGCAUUGCAACUGAGAUUUCUUCUUUAUUCAUUCACAAGCAAUAUUCGAGUAUGGGUCCAAUCUAUAUACCCUGCAAAAUAUCAAAAGAAACAGUGAAUUCAAGUGUACAAUAGUAAAAGAUAAUCAAGUUUCCUACUACGCACAGUAGUUAGCAAAUAAAAAAUAACUAAAAACAUGCUUACUGUAGGCAGGUUAGUUGAUGGAAUGUGAACCCUGAUUCAACAAGCAGAGGUUCUGUAGCAUUUUCAUUAGAACAAGUUAGAAAAGCACAAUUUGCUCAACAUGGUCGGUCAGUGUACAAUCACUUUUGAUCAUAGAUUGUAAAUAGUAUUUCAAGAUGUCCUAAGUACAUAUCUUUGUGUAUACAUAAGUGUAUAUAAGACAUAUAACCAGAGACUAUUUGUGAGGUAAAGUUAUUCAUAUUUUCUCUAUCUCCAAUAUAGAUUACCUGUAUUUUCAUCCUGUUAAUCCAAAAAGGCUUUUUUUCCUGUGUGUAUGUAUGUAUGUACGUAUGUCAGAUACUUGACUUGGUUUGUGACUCUUCUCGCUAUUUCAAAGAAAACGUGUUUCAGGGACUGGCUUUAAAGAAUCUGACAGAUUUCACCUUGAAAUACUUCCGAGUCUUGCUCAGAGACUCUGGUGUUUGGAUUUUAAAUGAAUAUGCAAAGCCAUUUCGACUCUGAAGCAGUGUGUUUUUUGUGCACAAGUGAUACUUGACAGUAUGUGCCAAUGUGUACCUUAGUGUGUUUGUAACUGUGUUGCCUUAGUAUAAAUUUGCCAGUAUUGUCUAGUCUUCCUCCAAAAGGGAGGUUGUGCACUUUAGAGUAUACACAUGACCUAAUAACGUGCAAUGUCCAAUGGUUGUUCAUAAGUUGAUGUUAAAAAAAAAUUACUCAAAAAUGUAACUUAAGCUCUUUGGUCUGAAUGUGUCAUGAAAGGGUCUGUUGGAAGUGAAAGCAUUUAAUUUUUUGCAGUUUGUAGAUAUUAUAAAGCUUCUUGUUUAACUGUCUUAUAUCCCAACAGAGAGUACCCUAGAGUUUAAAAUACUUUUUAGAUUUAUUGAUCCUAGUUCUGUUCAUUGGCGUACACACUGUGACACAGACAACAUCAGAUUUAUUACAGCAACAAAGGAAUCUCACUGUGGUAGUCUUGGAAAGCCAGACAUUUUGUUUCUCUUGCUGCUGCUGCUAGACUUGCUUCCUUUGCACGUGCAUGCGAUGCCUUGCCUAUCCAGCUUGUUUGAUAUACAGUCUCCUAUAUACCUAUUUAUAUAUAUAUAUAUACAUAUAUACAGUACGUGUAGCUCCUGUAAUUAGCUUUAGUGUCCAAUGUAUAGCUUAGCCUGUAGAUUAGUGCACUGUCGCUCUAGCCUUUACAUGUGAUCUGUGUGUCUUGGGCUUCCUGUAAAGUUUCUCCGUGCUGCAAGCAUGCUAACCUCGCCUAGCAUUGUAUUCCUCUCCGCGCUUGAUCUGACUAUCUCUAUCUUCUGUCUUUCUCUUCUGCUUGAAGACUGUCGCAGCUCAGAACGUAGAGUAUUAUAUCUAUAUGUGUAGUCCCUCAGCAUGUCUCUCUGAAAGCUGUUCUCUGCUCUGCACCUGUAACAACCUUUUUCUCUCUUUCUCUUCCGCUUUGCCCUCUGGUAGCAGUGACAAUGUAUCCUUGCGCUUUCCUCUAAUGUUUCUUGGCUACCCGCUGUCGUUCUGUUUGUGUGUCUGAGACGGCAUGUUGACUCGUGUCAUGGUGUCAUGACGUCACUGUUUCUGAUUUUGUUUUUCACCAAGGCCCUUGACUCUAUGGGAUGUACGAGAAACAGAAUGAACAGGAUUUAGAUUUGAUUGUCCAAAUACUUGUCCAAAGCAAGUGUUGUUAGCCUUUAACACAGAAGUAUAGAAAAGAAUAUACCCUGGUUUCUUGCUUACAGGAAAUAUCGUUUGUUUAUGAAAACAAUUAAAAUCCCUAGUACUCAGAGUGCAGUAAAUUUUCACUAAAUAUGGUGCAAUUUUGAAUCAUGUAUUCUGCAAACUGCUGUGCUAGCUUCUCUAAAACAUUCAUUUGUCCUGAACUAUAUGUUACGAUUGGGAAAAUAGA
Morone saxatilis (striped sea-bass) is the source of this 6288-nucleotide messenger RNA. It is a transcript of the gene gad2, whose product is annotated as glutamate decarboxylase 2. Lineage: Eukaryota; Metazoa; Chordata; Actinopteri; Moronidae. The transcript has 16 exons. Gene Ontology annotation, cellular component: cytoplasm. Gene Ontology annotation, biological process: GABA shunt. The record is from RefSeq and is a predicted model, not a curated record. Bases 622 to 2379 code for a protein of 585 amino acids. Gene Ontology annotation, molecular function: glutamate decarboxylase activity; pyridoxal phosphate binding.